AUGGCUCAACGCGUCGCGGUUGCGCUGCGGCUACAACAAUUACGACUGACUGAAAAAUCCUACAGAUCUUUUCAGCGAGCGAGAGUCGUUUCUGGUCGGCCGCAUUCUCAAGCAGAACAAGAUUAUUGAAGCCCCAUAAUCACUAAUGAAACUUCACUCAAAGAUCAGACUACAAAAAGAAAGUCUUCACCUUCUGGCCGCCACUUCUCACAUGCCACUAAAUGACUAUUUGCUCCUUUUCUUUGUUUUUCCAAGCUUGAGUUUCAAAACUUCCUUUUAUGACUAUUUCAAAUAGUUCGCUACCACCUAAAUUCAAUUUUCAGAACAUACGAUGGCCCCAGCCUCAGAAUGUGAUUUGGUGAGUUCAUACCUUCAAAGUCUUGUCAAAUACGUAUCCUGUGAAAUUUUUCCAGAGCUCAAUUUUAAGAGUCAUUUCCAGGAAACUAUAAGCCCUCACUAAGUGGAAUUUCCAUAGGUCGCAAGUGGAAUGGCUCAAAGCGUCUCGAAGACGUUUAUCAGUUUUGAAGCUUUCAAAGUAGGAAACAGAAUGAACUUUUAGUCAGGGCUUCUUGGAAGCAACCAGGGGCAUUCUCAGCGAUAAUUAUUAAGUGAACAUCUAUCAAAAUGUCCAUUGCAUAAAUAACUGAGCUUUAAGGAAGCCGCGACAAUAUUUUUUCGCUCCUAUCAGAUCGUCUACCUUGUGAACGCUUUUGUCGGCGACGUCGUUGUUCGUUUUUCAUUAAGGUAUACUUACUCCAUUUCAUCAAAUUUUCAGGUUAGUCUAAUUUUUUCAAAUCGAGUUCUCUGAAAAUUCAUUCAAUCAAAAAGGCUUUGUUUGAAUUUUUUGUUUAUUCCUGAGAGCUCUCUGCUGUCUGACACUAUACAGCCUUCUAAAUAAUUCGCCCCAGCCUUUGGUGAACUCCGCCCAUUUCAAGGCAUACUGUGGAUGCGUAGCCAACUCAGUUAUUCUCUCUAAUCGAGCAUGUUCUCUGCAUUAAAAUUAGUUUGAAACGAUUUGCAUCGCUGGAGGAAAAAUUUGGCUUUUUACGGUAUUUUUCCACAGUACAGCAGAAAAUGGGCCCGGAGCUUAUCGAAGCUUGCAGGUAUUAUUCAGAAAGACUACGUAUGGUAUCGGUGCCAGUGGAAACAGAAACUCUGAGAGUGUUAUACCAAGCCUGCAAACCUCGGAGAGAACGAGUGUUGAGCAAAACACUUAUAUUUUAUAAAUUCAGAUUUUUCUUCUCGGCUACUUCCUGUCGAAACUUAGUCAUUCCAUGAUUUCUAUUGCAUGAGGUCCAGUGACUGAAUAAAAAUCCAUAGAAAAGAAGCUGAAUUUUCAGACGCCCAUCCCUGUCCCGUCUACUGGCAUCCUAUUCCGAACCAUGUAGGCGCUCUGAUUCCAGCUUUUCCUAAUACAGUGAGUCCAUGUAUUCGCUUGAUUUGUUGUCUCUCAUUUCCGGGCAUUAUCCGGACAGGUUUGAGUCAUUUUUGUCCUGACAUGUAUCCGUUUUAUAUAUUUGCAUUGUAAUUUUUCGUAUCCAUCCUCGCAGUAUUCUCAACAUGACCUUCAUCGCACGAUGGAGAUGGCUCCAAAGCGUUACAGACGCUUCUUACGCCCGACCUAAAACGACUUGCGCGCGGUUUUAGCGAGCCGUGAUAAAGAAGCAACGAUGUUUUAGCCAUUCCAAAGUCGCGACCAAGGCACGGUUCUGGUGAUCAUGAACGCUAUUGAUAGCAAUUUAAGAGCUCUACUGGUAGCCGAGACGAUUGGCGGCAACGGUCGUGGUGAAGACCUACGAGAAUACGAGUCAAGGAUCCAGUUUGGCGGUUUUAUCUGGUCGUUGUGAGUUGAGAGCUGAAGAAAAGGUCAUUUACUUUCGAUGGUUAGAGGAAUUUUCACAGAAAAUCAGUACAAAACACUCCUUGAAGUACCAAAAAGGGUUCACAGAAAGUCUCAACCUGCAUAACUUCCUAGUUUUUGAGAAAUUAGGUCAAAAUCAGCCAAAAGGCCAUGGAGCUGUCAGCCUUAUUUCUUGAUAGCUGUGAGUGUUACUGCAGAUUGGACUUUCAAAGCUACUAGAAACUGCUCUAAAGAAAAGUUUUUCAGAGAGUCCCAACCGUAAAGUAAAAAUGGUCUACGCUUUGUAAAGGUAAACAUUCCCUGGACUUCUAAAAUUCAUGUCAGAAUCAUCAUUUCCUGGUAUGAGUCCUGUGUCCCGACUUGAAAUUUCACGAACGACAUUCCGCUGUGCCGCUGUGCCUUUAGCUGAGGAACAGUCAGUCGCUUUUAAUCGCUUUUAUCAAGGUACUUUACUUUCAUGGGGUCCCACAGCAGCUAACAAAUCAUUUUAAAAGCGCGACCGAGGCAGCGCUUCGCGAACGCACGCAGUCUGGAACGGCGGAAUGUCGUUCCAGUGAAGAAUCUGGUCAUCGUGGCACGCAGACUAUACCUUUUCAAAGAAAAAUAGUUUUGCUUAAACUUUCAAACGUUCCUCACGAGAGUUCACAGUUUUUCUAUCAGUAAUGCUCAAUCUCAACUUAUAAGGUCACGAGAAACUUGACAAGACAUCGAUGUUCAGGGUGUUCUACUACCAAUCCUGCUUGUCUACUGGGGCCUAUGCUGAUGGAGACUUUAGCCGUGCUUUAAUUACGGUCUGAGCUCCUCAGGGGGUGUGGUGGUUUUCUCAAGUUAAUUUAAAGAGCAUCUCUUUUUUUUGGUUUGUGUUUGUUGUUUUUGGUGUUUUGUUUUGGUGUUGUGGGUUGGUGUUUUGUUUUUUGGGUUUGGGGUGUUGUUUUUGGUUUUAAAAAGCUUUUUACAUUUCUUGUACACACGUUUCUAGUGAUCACUUGGUGGCGUCGAGAUCUAAGUGAUCCCUAGAGCUGCCAGAAACGUCGCAGACACCUCCUUUUCGUUACCAGUGUCUGACAGGCUUCAUUGAGAGAUGUUGCACAAAAUUUACCAGAACUCUUACUUUUUAGGGAAUAAUUUCUCUCCUCCCUUGACCUCUCAAAGCUCCAAUCUGUCCCAGGUAUUCUGUACCUUCUUCCUACGCCUUUUGUACCCUUGAGCGACGCCCCAAGAAUCGAUUAGCCGAGGUCCUAUCCACGAUAUUGAUAAUCAGUGGACUGGCUCUAGUGACAUAUCCGUGUUUGUGAAGUCGUGGUUUCCCACUGCAACAUCUCUUAAGCCACUUGAGGAUUUGGUUCGAAGGGAGGGAUCAGGCUUGUGACUCUGUGAACCGUGAGACAGGCACACGACCUGUUGCGCUGCGGCGCGCCGUUUUCUGCCUAACAAAAAUUUCCAGAAUGGCCCUUCUCGCUGGCCGUCUCGCUACCAAACAUCGGAAAAUAUUGCUACAACUCGGUUCAUCACAGUUAUUCUGUGUCGUUCACUGACGAUAUGCCUGAUUUACACGGCACGCCAACGUUGUUUGCCAGAACUUUCGAUUUGACUUUUGGAUCCGGGAUCAACGAUGACUUUGAGUGCUGA
Messenger RNA from Caenorhabditis auriculariae, 3490 nucleotides. NCBI's taxonomy places the organism in Eukaryota, Metazoa, Nematoda, Chromadorea, Rhabditida, Rhabditidae. The record is from the annotation of a GenBank genome assembly.